Messenger RNA from Sphaeroforma arctica JP610, 1508 nucleotides. RefSeq names its product uridine phosphorylase. Bases 55 to 1119 code for a protein of 354 amino acids. Gene Ontology annotation, molecular function: uridine phosphorylase activity. The record is from RefSeq and is a predicted model, not a curated record. The transcript has 7 exons. NCBI's taxonomy places the organism in Eukaryota, Ichthyosporea, Ichthyophonida. Gene Ontology annotation, cellular component: cytoplasm; cytosol. Gene Ontology annotation, biological process: uridine catabolic process; nucleotide catabolic process.
CUGUAAAAUACACAUUUCAUCUACAACUAACUUGAUCGAUCGAUUAACGCAAAGAUGGAAAGGCUUGUUGAAAGUUUUGACGAUUUGAAUAGCGCGUUCGAUGACCAGUUGAAUAGGGCCCGUGCACACACGCAAAGUGAUAGCGAUGCAGUGAGUAUUGACUUGGAUACUGGCAAAGACAACAAAAAGAUUGAUUUUGCCAAGUUAGCAGAGACCUUUUACAAUGAGCAGCGUCAACGAAUAAUCGAGAUUCAGAACCCACAUAUCAGCAGUCUGCCGAAUGAUUUCUUAUACCACAUCGGCUACGCAUCGACAGACGAUUUGGUAUCCCUGUUCAGCGAUGUCAAGUAUGUAUUCACUGGAGGAUCUUCUGGGCGAAUGCAAAAAUUUGCAAAUAGUUUGAAGGAGGCUGCGGGUGUCAAACUUCCAACCGGUGCCCAAUUGGCGGAUCUAUCUACCACAGAUCGAUACAGUUUGUUUAAGGUCGGACCGGUGCUCUCAGUCAGUCAUGGUAUGGGAAUGCCUUCAAUCUCCAUCUUGCUUCAUGAAAUAACCAAAUUACUGGCGUACGCCGGGGCCACCGGCGUGUCAAUGGUCCGUAUGGGUACCUCUGGAGGAGUUGGUGUUGAGCCUGGGAGUGUAGUUGUCACUACUACUGCCGUCAAUGGAUCUUUGGAGCCAUUUCAGAGAUGCACGAUCCUCGGCGAGGAGGUCAAACGCACUUCUGAAUUCAAUGAUGAUCUUGGUGAUCUAAUCGCAUCCUGCUGGGAUGAGGAUACACCAAUUGUCCGGGGCAAAACCAUGUCGACUGAUGAUUUCUACGAAGGACAGGGUCGCUUGGACGGUGCUAUUUGUGAUUAUGUCGGGAAGAAUAAGAUGGACUUCCUUAUGAAAGCACAUAAGGGAGGUGUUAGAAAUAUCGAGAUGGAAUCCCUCCAAUUCGCCUCCUUUACACAUCGUCUGGGAAUACCCGCAGCAAUGGUGGCCGUAGCUCUUUUAAAUAGAUUGGAAGGCGAUCAGGUUCCAGCAAGCGCCGAGACAUUGUCGGAAUACAGCGCGCGCCCUCAAAGAUUGUUGGCAUCAUUCCUGAAGAAGUCUAUACCUUAUCAUUCCAAAUAGCUCAUGGCUACAUCACUACUCUUAUAUCUUGAGGAAAGCAUGCGAACACUCCCCAUUAAGAUAUAAGUUCAACCCGGCAAAAGUAUAUAUAAAGUAUAAAAUUUUGAUUGAGCUCAGAGGCAGUGUUCUUAAUUUGCUUCGAAGUUUGAUACAGUCACUAUUGAAUCCCAAGUGGGCUCCCGCCUUCAGGAAGGAUGGCUCUUAUGCUACAUCCCUGCUUUCGGAUGGUAGGUCCCUCGGGAGCAAGCUUUGCACUCCACGAUCGUAGGUCCCCUCGAGUGCCACCACUCCCUAUGAAAGUUCCAGUGAUGUAAUCUCCCGUGUGUCUAGCAUGCUUAUGACAAGCUAUCCCUUAGUGUACCAUUGAAUCCCAUAUGUUUUGAUUUGUG